Messenger RNA from Doryrhamphus excisus (bluestripe pipefish), 484 nucleotides. RefSeq names its product protein FAM180A. The record is from RefSeq and is a predicted model, not a curated record. NCBI's taxonomy places the organism in Eukaryota, Metazoa, Chordata, Actinopteri, Syngnathiformes, Syngnathidae.
GGAGUGGACAGUGGAAGCAGGGAGAAGGAUGCAGUAAUGUAGAUGUCCUCACUGAAAAAUGGAGGUCCAACUGGGAUUGAGAACGUGGCAGGUGAUCAUUUUGUGGCUUUGGUUUGAGCAAGCACUGCAGGAUGUGGCUACAGGCACAAAUCCAAACAGCCCGUCAGUUUUUGAUGCAAACCUGAUGUUUGAGUUUUUGUUGGGUGGAGUGGAACUCAACCAGGACAACAACAUUGUCCUCCUGGAUGAGGAGAUGGCAUCAAUGAGGACGGGGCGAUCCUUCCUGACUCACAUCAAUGACAACAUUCCCAGGAGUCUGAGCUCCAUGGAGCAGAUGGUGACCACGCUGAAGACUCAGCCGAGGCGCCCGCUGACUCAGGAUCAGUUUCAGGGCCUGGUCCUGAGCAUGGUGCUGUCGGCCCACCGGACCCGGAACCAGCAGAGGGGUGAGGAUGACAACGAGGGAGUCAAGUGGUGGAAGUGA